UAUGUUCAUUUCCAUUGAAUCCCUCUGCCCCCAAUGGCACUGUUGCUAACGAGUUGGCGCCCGCGGUGGCUCGUAUGAUAAACGCUAAGCACAGAUAACCCAGAAACGAAAACGAUGGCUCGCUCUGUCCCAACCCCAAACCCUCCUAAAACCCUCAACUCGAAUUUCUCAUCAACCAACCACUCAUUCCCAUCAAUCUCCUUUCCGUUAUCAUCAUGUAAUCCAGGUUCGAAAUCCAAAACUUACCCAAAAAUAUCUCUCUCUUUGAUGUCAAACCCCCAUCCGGAACAGCCGUCGUUGGUCGAUUUGAGUGGCGGUGCCCGCAGAGAAGAAGUUAUUGAAGCCGUAAGAAGGUCGAUGUCAAACUGUCUCUCGGAAACCAAUCUUGAUCUCAGUGUCCCCGGACUCAAAUCCAAGACCAGAGGCAAGGUCAGAGAUAUAUAUGACGGAGGAGACUAUCUUGUUCUGGUUACAACGGAUCGGCAGAGUGCAUUCGAUAGAGUUCUUGCUUCAAUUCCUUUCAAAGGCCAGGUUCUUAAUGAAACAAGUCUAUGGUGGUUUAAUAGAACUCAGCACAUUACUCAGAAUGCAGUAGUGUCAGCUCCAGAUAAAAACGUUACAAUUGCAAAGAAAUGCUCAGUUUUUCCUGUUGAAUUUGUUGUCAGAGGUUAUGUGACUGGAAGUACUGAUACAUCGCUAUGGACUGUCUACCAGAAUGGUCUGCGCAAUUACUGUGGCAAUAUACUCCCUGAUGGCUUGGUGAAAAACCAAAGACUGCCUGCAAAUAUACUCACUCUGACGACUAAGGCUGUGGAUCAUGAUGUUCCUGUAACCCCAGAUGAGAUAGUUCAACGUGGGUUGAUGACUGAAGCUGAUUAUGAUGAAGCAAGUAGAAAAGCAUUAAGCUUAUUUGAAUAUGGGCAGCGUGUGGCUUCAGAACAUGGCUUGAUACUGGUAGACACGAAGUAUGAGUUUGGAAAGGGAGGUGAUGGUGCAGUGCUUUUACUUGAUGAGGUGCAUACACCGGACUCUAGCAGAUAUUGGAUUGCCCAUUCUUACGAGGAUCGGUUUCAGAAUGGACUUGAACCUGAAAAUGUUGAUAAGGAGUUGCUGAGGUUGUGGUUCAAAGAUAAUUGCAAUCCAUAUGAAGAUAAGAUUCUCCCUAAUGCUCCGGAAGAACUUGUCUCAGAAUUGGCUUGGCGAUACAUUUUCUUGUUUGAGACAAUUACAAAAUCGAAGUUUGAGAUACCACUAACCGAGGAGCCCGUACAUGAUCGAAUCUCUCGAAAUGUUUCACUUGCACUAUCAUCUCUACUUUAGUUCAAUUGGACGCCUGGAACCAUUGGCCUCAUCAUGGGUAUGCUAAUAUUGUUGUGAGAUGAUCAACUCAAAUUACAGUUGAGUCGAUGCAGAUGGAAUAAAAGAGAGAGAUGUCUGAUGAGUUAAAGUUGAUUCCACCAAGCUUGGUAUAUUGUUGAAUUCUUUGAAAAAGUUGUGGCAGGUUAGAUCUUUGCCUGGAAAGAUGAAUGCAAUUUGUGUCUGUCCUGGAGUAGUAUUUAAAACCUGAUUGAUUGUGUUUCAGCCAACCCGCAAAACACAUGUUUUGAUUGCUUUAGCCUGUUGAAUUUUCCAGGAAUCCUGAUUUCUUGUUUCCAUUAUUCCUUUACCUUGUUAGUUUCAUUUUCAUUGGUGGGACCGGAGACAGCGCUGCGGCGUGCCAUGGUUAAUGUUGUAGACAUUGAUAUAUUCAAAUCUUCGUAGGGCUCCUCAUUUGACAAUUCAGACUUUUAAUUACAUAGAUCUUUUAAUUAA
This is a messenger RNA of Diospyros lotus (date-plum), 1812 nucleotides long. Its product is annotated as phosphoribosylaminoimidazole-succinocarboxamide synthase, chloroplastic. Gene Ontology annotation, molecular function: phosphoribosylaminoimidazolesuccinocarboxamide synthase activity. The transcript is spliced from 12 exons. Bases 115 to 1320 code for a protein of 401 amino acids. Gene Ontology annotation, biological process: 'de novo' IMP biosynthetic process. The record is from RefSeq and is a predicted model, not a curated record. Lineage: Eukaryota; Viridiplantae; Streptophyta; Magnoliopsida; Ericales; Ebenaceae. Gene Ontology annotation, cellular component: cytoplasm; chloroplast stroma.